Messenger RNA from Anoplopoma fimbria (sablefish), 1145 nucleotides. Its product is annotated as protein piccolo-like. The transcript has 4 exons. Lineage: Eukaryota; Metazoa; Chordata; Actinopteri; Perciformes; Anoplopomatidae. The record is from RefSeq and is a predicted model, not a curated record. The coding region runs from base 45 to 1145 and encodes 366 amino acids.
UGAGGCAAAGCAGAAAUUGGCAACUGUUAGUAUUUCCAGGAGUCAUGCACAACAGAAUGAUGCGUAAAGGGAAAAAGAAAAGCGCUGCUUUUUACUUGGCUGCAGCUGUUCUGACGUGUUAUUUGGCGCAAACGAUAGACUGUUAUCGACUAAGAAAAACGAAAACACGAGGAUGGCAAAAAGAAGCUGAUGCAGCCAAAACAAUUGAUGUCCAAGACGGGGAAAUUGUCUUCGGGAGAGGCUUUGAGAAAGGGUCGGUCGUCGACGGAACCAAGAAGACGUCCUCGAACGCUUCUGUGGAGGAUGAAGCUGCUUAUCAAGCGGACUAUGCAGGCUGGUCGAAAGGACAAGCGCAAGAUGCCAGUUCAAAAGAGGCCAGUUCAAAAGAGGCAGCAUGGAAGCACAUGUCGCCCACCCUGCAGUGUGGUGGGGACCAGUUAAAGUUCAGAGUGGUGGGACCAGGAGACUCGCAGUUUGCAGUGGAACAAGGAAAUGCACCUCCGAUGCCUCUGUCCCAAGUCCCUUCCACAUGUGGCUACGGCAUAAACAGGAACUCUCUUUGGCUUAUCAUGUCGGUCCCCUAUAAUGGCUGCAACAUAGUUCAAGAGGGUGGAAGUUAUGUGCUCCCAAUGCGUUGGCAGGGAAUACCAGUCUCACUGUCUUGUCCAAAGCCUGCAGCACCUGCCCCACAAAACCAACAACCUCAGAAACCCUGGUACCUGCCAUCAAUCCCCCACAUGCCCGAGGGGCAUAAGAACCCAGAUAAUUCACGUUACUUUUCACACUACAUGCAGUUUCCCAAAUACCCAACAGUACCGGAUCACUAUCAUCAGCAUCCAUUUAUGGCUCCCCAUCCACUCCCAAAACCAGAAACGACAACACCAACUAAACUGGAGCCACAGAAGUUCCCAUAUAUGGAUCACUAUCAUCAGCAUCCAUUUAUGGCUCCCCAUCCACUCCCAAAACCAGAAACGACAACACCAACUAAACCGGAGCCACAGCAGUUUCCACAUAUGGAUCACUAUCAUCAGCAUCCAUCCCCAUUCCCAAAACCAGAAACGACAACACCAACUGGAUCACUAUCAUCAGCAUCCAUUUAUGGCUCCCCAUCCACUCCCAAAACCAGAAACGACAACACCAACUAA